UUUCAAAGCACAACUGAUAUUGCGAAUGCAUAUGGCAUUGCUGAAGUUGGUGUCAUGAUGGUCAGCACCAUCUUGGUGACCCUUGUAAUGGUUUUAAUUUGGCAGACUAACUUGCUUUUGGCAUUGUGUUUCUGUCUUGGAUUUGGUUCAGUGGAGUUAAUUUACAUGUCUUCUGUCCUAUCCAAAAUCUUUGAGGGUGGCUGGCUUCCACUUGCCUUUGCUACCCUUUUCCUAUCUGUGAUGUACACUUGGAACUAUGGUAGUGUAUUGAAGUACCGAAGUGAAGUUAGAGAGAAGGUUUCAGUGGACACAAUGCUUGAGCUUGGCUCCAAUCUCGGAACAGUAAGAGUGCCAGGUGUAGGAUUGCUGUAUAACGAGCUUGUGCAGGGCAUUCCCUCCAUUUUUUUGCAGUUCUUGCUGAACCUUCCAGCUCUUCACUCAACUAUAGUUUUUGUCUGCAUUAAAUAUGUCCCAAUCCCAGUGGUUCCUCAAGAAGAAAGAUUUCUAUUUCGAAGAGUUUGCCCCAAAGAUUACCACAUAUUCCGGUGUGUUGCCAGAUAUGGUUACAAAGAUGUAAGGAAGGAAGAUCACCAAGCAUUUGAGCAACUUCUUAUUGAGAGUCUUGAGAAAUUCUUGAGAAGAGAAGCUCUUGAGACAGCCUUGGAGUUGGAGGGCAACUUAACUGAUGAGUUGGACAGUGUCUCAGCAAAUACAAGAGAAUCUGAUCUUCCUGUUGGUACUGGUGCUGAUGAGCUUAGGAUUCCACUGAUGCAUGAUCAGAAAUUAGAAGAAACAGGAACUUCUUCAGCAUUGCCAUCUAGUUACAUGUCCUCAGAUGAUGAUCCUGGUCUUGAAUAUGAGCUUUCAGCUCUUAGAGAAGCAACAGAAUCAGGAUUCACCUAUUUGCUUGGACAUGGAGAUGUGAGGGCAAAGAAGAACUCUUUUUUCUUUAAGAAACUAGUGAUAAAUUAUUUCUACACAUUUCUCAGAAAUAACUGCAGAGGAGGUACAGCAAACAUGAGAGUACCUCACACCAAUAUCAUUCAAGUUGGAAUGACAUAUAUGGUCUGACACGGCCAUGUUCUUUUCAUAUUGUGCAAUGCACCCUCAGGUCUGGAACUCAUUGUUAUUGGUAUUUUCUUUUUCUGUCAGUUUUCUUACUGUAUGUGCUGGCUCACAAUAGCAGUUGGUCGUUAGAAAAGCCAGCGUGUGGGAUAUAGCCAAGGUGGUUCACAUAUGAAGCUGUUUCAGAAUCUGUACUUCUUUAAUUGUUUCGUUUUUCGAUUCAUAAUGUGAAGUAUUAGUUCAUUAAUUUAUAUGGGCCAAACUAGUGAAAUUUGAAUGAUGAAAACAAUGUUAAAUAUUA
Vigna umbellata (rice bean) is the source of this 1366-nucleotide messenger RNA. NCBI's taxonomy places the organism in Eukaryota, Viridiplantae, Streptophyta, Magnoliopsida, Fabales, Fabaceae. The record is from RefSeq and is a predicted model, not a curated record.